GCGGGACGAGCCUCCGUCGCCCCAAUGCGAACGCGAUUUUCACGCGAAACUCACGCGGGACAACGUUUCCGAACGCAAUCGCGACUCGCGAACCCAUUUUGAAUUUGGAACCGUACAAAUUGUGCUAAUCUGUGACUGUAGUGUAUUGACUUGGAACACACCGCGAGUGUAAUUUGAUUAGUAGCGCGCAAAUUAACACAAAUAACGCUAAUGGGUGCGCCGACAACUUUAUAGUUUCGAAAUCUGUUAGCGAAAAAUAAACAGCAGUGCGAUUCGGACAUUAAAAAGUUUGCAUGGUGUAAUUUUUGAACCGGAACCGAACACUGGCUGAUUAUAAUUAAAAAAAAAAUUACAAAAAUGGCCAUGUGAAGGAAAAUCUGUGGAAAUUAAAAAGAAAACGUAACCUACAACCAAAAAAAAAACAAUAAAAAAUCAAAUGACGUUCGAAUAGAACAGGGACUGGUGAAAUAGAACGCGGAUUUGAAAAUUUGAAAUGCAGAGCAGAUGAAAUGAAGACGUCGCUCGAAUGCGAGCGGGCCGAGACCGCCGAGGGCGGCGGGAAGGGCCGGAUAUCUUUCAGCGUGGACUCGCUAUUGGGAUCCAAGACUGACACCCCAGUUAGAGAUACAGCUGAUGUUGCGAGUAACGACGCAGAAAGUACGGACGCGGCGCCGGAUUCGGAUGACAGUGACGUUGACAUUGAGGAUGUGGAGUCCAAUGUUGAUGAGAGGGAUGAGAGAGAGCCGGAGGAAGCCGAGGGUAGGAGCGGAGUGGUGGUGCCCCAGCCAUUGCUGCCGAGGUUGUAUCAAGGGCACGCGCCGCCGCCCGCGUGGCCCUUCGGCGCGUUUCCCUGGAUGGCGCCGAACCCUAUGUUCAGGGGUGGAUCUCCGAACACGGGCCCUCCCAGCGGCCCCCCCGUGGUCCGGUGCCAGCUCCGCAAGCACAAGCCCAACAGGAAGCCCCGCACGCCGUUCACCACGCAGCAGCUCCUGGCUUUGGAGAAGAAGUUCAGGGACAAACAGUACCUGAGCAUCGCUGAGAGAGCCGAGUUCUCCUCGUCGCUUAGGCUUACUGAGACGCAGGUCAAAAUCUGGUUCCAGAACAGACGAGCGAAAGCGAAACGGUUACAAGAGGCUGAAAUCGAGAAACUUCGGCUGUCAGCCCGACCCCUCCUCCCUCCGUCCUUUGCGCUCUUCGGCGGGGGAGGGGCGCCCCCCCUCUUCGCAGCCAUGGCCGCGGCCACCAGGCCCCAGCUCAGCUUCCUAGGAGGCCCCCCGACCCACCAGCACGCCAUAAACAUGAACAUACUAAACUCCCUCCAACCACAUUGACGACUAGAGAACGCGGGAACGCGCGAAAACGACGACCAGCCAUCUUAGUGCGGGAGAAAAUUUGAAAUUUCGAAUUUCGAACUGUCAAAACUGGUUGAACAUGUGAUAGUGAAGACAUUAAAAAUAAAGUGUUCGUUCUUUUUAAGGAUGUUUAAAAAAUUAAGGACAGUGUAUAAAAGUAUCAUGAUAAGCUCCGUAUACUUCAGUUAUGUAGUCAUGUAUUUUACAAAAUUAUAUCAAACAAUAAGUGCAAUUUUCAACUUAACUGCUACUUAACUAGAUUUUAAGUAAAAUAAUGUUGUUGCGUAUAAGUUGGUAUAGAAUCAUCCUAUAGAUUUAUUUAUUUAAAUUACUAUUUUUUUUAUUCAAGCUACAAUUGUUUAAGUUAUUCCUAUGCUAUGUGUUUUUGUUCCUAUUUUUCAAGACUUGAGUUCAGAUCUCAAAAAUACUUGUUACGUGAUCUGUCACACUUAGCUUUUUAUAGCCGGUUUCUUUUCUAUUCUAUUUAUUUAUGGGUUAUAAAACCCAUGAGCGGUUAACUUUGUCAAAAGGCUUAACGUACCCUUCGAAGCCUAUGAAGUCAUCUCAUCAAAACAUGUUAUUUAUUUUCUACAUAAUAAUGAAAAAAUAAGAAUUAUCUAAUAUUAGUUUACUAAAAAUCUACUGCAACCGAUUUGAAAAGGGUUGUCAAACCUAAAAGGAUUAAUUCCUCUGUUCUGUUUUUAGUUUUUCUCUAAUAACUAUUAUGUCUAUGUCAGAAAUUAGGAGAGGUGACUCAACUGUAAUAACUAAAAUAUAAUUUAAGCGCCUUUAAAUACAAAGAUCAAAUGAAUUUAGUUUUAGCACAGAACGAAAUGUAUGUAAAUAACGUUAUACUUAGAACAUAACAAUAACGGUAUUUUUCAAACCGGUUCCGAGCCUUGGAUCAAAGUCAGCACUCAACUUAAUUCAAUUGGCAACUCUAAACCCUUGUAACUUUUUACCACCACAUUAGAUCUACAACAAGCCGUUCAUUUACCAUUUAAUUAGUCAGUUUCAAUUCAAUGACUUGUAAUUGCUACUUCCAUUUAGUUUUACGAGUUUUAAUUCAUUUUCGAAGUCAGUUUCUUAAUGUAAAGUAUCCAAUAAUAUCAACCUAUUUGCUAGUAGUUGCCUUAAAUGGGCUUUAAACAGGCAGUUUUUUAUCUAUUUGUGCUUUUCAACGGCCCUUCGAAUGUAAACUUCUUGGAAAUGGCCUCUGGCAACAAUGUUCUUGUUUGCGAUGAAUAAAUUAAUUGGUAACUGUUCAUUAAAAGACGUGGGUUCAAAAUUUCAUUUUACGUUGGUUCUUUUUUAUUUCUUUGCCGUCACUGACAGGCAAGUGUCACUGUCAGUGUUCCCGCCAAAAAUUCAUGAAAGUUUUUUUCAACAAAAUUAAAGAACGAAUGCGAGUAUUGACCCUCUUAAAAAAUAUUUGAGAAAAGUUUUAGAGUACAAAUAGUUUUUUCCUACUUACAUGAACAUUUUUUUAUUUAAACUUUUCACAAUAUUUGCAGAUAAUAAUAUGCUACAGUCAGUGUAUGCAGAAAAGUUAGCCUUUAAGAAACUUGUAUUGAUUGGCAAUAACUUCUUUAUUCUUGAUGUAUAAAUCAACUUGUAAAUAAUUACUUUAAUAAAUUAUUAUGUGCGUAUGUUAGAUAAAAGUAUGGACGAUCUUUUAUGUACUACUAGAUUUUUUAAAUGCAAAAUGCUAUUGUAUAAAAUUAGGUAGGUACUUAAAUUGAGGUAAGUUAAUUUCCAAACUUUCCCUGUCUCUGUAUAUUUUGUGACGUCAUCAAAAACUCGAUUUUUCUCAAAGUAAACAAAACGUUCGGAAUAUUUUGUACGCGUAGGAACGAAUAUUAAAUACAUAGUUAAUUCUAAGGGCAACUUGAAGAAGCAUUUGUAAAUUAUUGAUUAAAUUAUA
This is a messenger RNA of Ostrinia furnacalis (Asian corn borer), 3276 nucleotides long. Its product is annotated as homeobox protein MSX-3. The transcript has 3 exons. Lineage: Eukaryota; Metazoa; Arthropoda; Insecta; Lepidoptera; Crambidae. Gene Ontology annotation, molecular function: RNA polymerase II transcription regulatory region sequence-specific DNA binding; DNA-binding transcription factor activity, RNA polymerase II-specific. The coding region runs from base 510 to 1331 and encodes 273 amino acids. Gene Ontology annotation, biological process: embryonic morphogenesis; regulation of transcription by RNA polymerase II. Gene Ontology annotation, cellular component: nucleus. The record is from RefSeq and is a predicted model, not a curated record.